UGGUACCAUUCCUUUAUUUAAUGAAUUCAACACCACACAGACAAAUCUGAACACAUCUGUGGUGACACAAUUCCUAAGAUGACACAAGUGAGGAACAAGCAAGUGAUUCUGAAGGACUAUGUUUCUGGUUUUCCUAAAGAAUCAGACAUGAACAUUGCUGAUAGUACCAUUACUCUUAAGCUUCCACAAGGUUCCAAUGAGUUGCUGCUAAAAAAUUUGUACUUGUCAUGUGAUCCAUACAUGCGGAUUCUGAUGACCAAGGACACUACUGCAGGACUUGGUGCUUACACUCCUGGUUCUCCAUUGAUAGGAUAUGGUGUGUCUAAAGUUAUGGAAUCUGGACACCAAGAUUAUAAGAAAGGUGAUUUAGUUUGGGGUAUGACUAAAUGGGAAGAGUAUAGCUUGGUCCCUGCAACUGGAAUGCGCAAAAUUGAACACGCUGAUGUUCCACUUUCUCACUAUACUGGAAUUCUAGCUCUGAUAGGAUUGACUGCUUAUGCUGGUUUCUUUGAAGUAGGCACUCCAAAAAAAGGAGACAAUGUUUUUGUUUCAGCUGCUGCUGGUGCAGUUGGUCAACUUGUUGGUCAAUUUGCUAAACUAACAGGUUGCUAUGUUGUUGGAAGUGCAGGAACUAAAGAAAAGGUGGAUCUGUUGAAGAAUAAAUUUGGAUAUGAUGAAGCCUUUAACUACAAAGAAGAGCAUGACCUCAAUGCAGCAUUGAAAAGGUACUUUCAAGAAGGCAUUGACAUUUACUUUGAGAAUGUUGGAGGCAAGACACUCGAUGCUGUACUCCCGAAUAUGAGAGUCCAUGGUCGCAUACUUGUGUGUGGAAUGAUUUCACAGUAUAAUCUUAUUCAACCCGAAGGUAUAACAAAUUUGGCACAUAUCAUAUAUAAGCGGAUUCAGAUGCAAGGUUUUAUUGCACCGGAUUACUAUCACUUUUAUACAAAAUUCUUGGAGUUUAUUCUGCCUCUAAUAAGAGAAGGAAAGAUUGUGUAUGUAGAAGACAUAGCUAAGGGACUAGAGAAUGGCCCUAAAGCAUUAGUUGGUCUCUUUAGUGGUCACAAUGUUGGUAAACAAGUGGUUUUUGUUGCUCAUGAGUGAAUGAAUGCAGAUGCUUUUGUUUAAUGUUGGUGCCUUUGGAAACCUCUUCCUCCACUCUAUUGAUUAUGAUUAUCUGCUUCAGUGACAUCAUUUUAUGAUAUGCUUAAAUGUAUUUUGGUCCCCUUAUUUUUGGUGAUUCACAAUUUUAUUUGUUUUUCUUCAAAUAAAAUUUAGAUUUGCAUAGAUUGCGUUUAUGAUAAAUAAACAGUCUUUUCGAUAAAUCAAGGUAUUUCUGCAUCAAUUGCAAAGAUUAAUGUAUUAAGGUAAUUGAGAUUCAUUAAAGAGGUGGCCUAUUUCAACACAUUUUUUCAAUGUGCAUAUAUGUCAAAUGUAAAUGUUGGGAUCUUCAAGGUACAGCUGCAUUACUUUGUGGCAGUAGAAUCCAAGUGUGUCAGAAAACAUUAUGUGUCUUAUCUUUUCAUUGUAGUAACUAGUAUGAGUGGUUCAUAUUGAUUAUUUCAAAAUGUACAAGCAUAUCUUAGUGUUGAUGCUUUGGCACAUAAAUAAUUCUAUUUUCACAAUGGACAAAACAAUUAACCUAUGAACUUGAUCACAAACUUCCAUGGAGAAAACAAUUAACAUUGCAGUUGUUCCUGGUGUUGGGUAUAGCCACUUGGUCCCUAUUCUUCAAUUCUCCAAGCUACUAGUUCAUCUUCAUCCAUACAUUCAUGUCACAUGUCUCAUUCCAAUACUUGGUUCUCCUCCAAGUUCCUCAAAAGCCAUUCUUCAAACUCUUCCAUCAAACAUCAACUACACUUUUCUUCAACCAGUACACCCCAAAGACCUACUACCACAAGGUACUACCUUAGCAUCACAACUUCAGCUCACAUUGACUCACUCAUUGCCAUUUAUACAUCAGGCCUUGAAGUCCUUAACUUUAAGGACACCCCUUGUGGCCUUGGUGGUUGAUUGUUUUGCAGUUGAAGCACUAGAUUUUGCUAAGGAAUUCAACAUGUUGUCAUAUAUGUACUACCCCGGAUCAGCUACUACACUGGCUUUGAGCUUCUAUUUGCCUAAGUUAGACCAGGAAACAUCGUGUGAGUACAGAGAUCUACCAGAACCUAUCAAAUUACCAGGCUGCAUACCAUUCCAUGGCAGGGAUAUCUAUGCCCCGGCUCAAGAUAGAUCAAUUCAGGCUUACAAAUUGUUACUCCAGCUUGUUAAAAGAUUCCAUUUUGCUGAUGGUGUUAUUGUUAAUAGCUUCUUAGAAAUUGAAAAAGGUCCUAUAGAAGCACUAGCAGAAGAAGGAAGUGACAACCCUCCUGUGUAUCCUGUUGGACCCAUCAUCUCGACUGUAACAAGUUCCGGUGAUGAUGCUAAUCGCGGUCUGGAAUGUCUCACAUGGUUGGAUAAACAACAACCUUGUUCGGUUUUGUAUGUGUCUUUUGGGAGUGGUGGUACACUUUCACAAGAACAAAUUGUUGAGCUGGCUUUCGGUUUAGAAUCGAGUAAUCAUAAAUUCUUGUGGGUUGUUAGAGCACCAAGUAGUAGUUCAUCUAGUGCUGCAUAUCUUUCAAAUUCGGCACAAAAUGAUGUUGACGUUAACCUUUCGCAAUUUUUACCACCCGGGUUCAUGGAGAGAACCAAGGAACAAGGAAUGGUUAUUCCAUCAUGGGCACCGCAGAUUCAAAUCCUUAGUCACAAAUCAAUUGGUGGAUUCUUGAGUCAUUGCGGCUGGAACUCAAUCCUUGAGAGUGUGAUGCAUGGUGUGCCACUAAUCACAUGGCCUUUGUAUGCUGAGCAGAGAAUGAAUGCAAUUUUGCUGAGUCAGGGCCUAAAAGUGGGAAUAAGGCCAAGAGUUAACGAAAAUGGCAUUGUAGAAAGGGUAGAGGUUUCUGAGUUGAUCAAGUGUCUCAUGGAAGGGGAAGAAAGUGAGAAAUUGUGCAAUAGAAUGAAGAAGUUGAAAGAAAAUGCUAUUAAUGCACUCAAAGAAUAUGGAUCUUCUACAAAGACUCUUUCUCAGUUAGCACUCAAAUGGAGAAAUAUGAUGCAGGAAAACUAGAUUUAAGGAAUGAUUUUGUUAAGUUUUUUGCUUUUUAACCAUUCUAGUUUUUCUGCUUCUUCUUUGGAAUAAGUUAAUCACUAUAAGUUGUAAUAUUAAGCUCCUAAUAGGAUGCAUGCUUAUUAGACAUUUUAUGUGAUAGUUGAGUUUAUUGUUUUGGUUUUUA
Trifolium pratense (red clover) is the source of this 3272-nucleotide messenger RNA. RefSeq names its product NADPH-dependent oxidoreductase 2-alkenal reductase-like. The record is from RefSeq and is a predicted model, not a curated record. The coding region runs from base 79 to 1104 and encodes 341 amino acids. The transcript is spliced from 5 exons. Gene Ontology annotation, molecular function: 2-alkenal reductase [NAD(P)H] activity. NCBI's taxonomy places the organism in Eukaryota, Viridiplantae, Streptophyta, Magnoliopsida, Fabales, Fabaceae.